AUGAAAGCAGCCUACUACGACACUGUCCUCAUUCCGUUAGUCAAGAAAAUCGGGUGCCACGUUUUUUCGGUGGACUAUCGGUUGGCGCCAGAAUUUCCGUUCCCGGUCCCGGCGGACGAUUGUUUAAGGGCGACGAAGGCGUUAUUAAAAGAUAGAGCAAAGGAGUACGGGGUCGAUCCGGAAAAAAUAAUUCUGAUUGGUGAUAGCGCCGGGGGAAAUUUGGCAGCCGUGACGACCUACCGGCUUUUGAAGGAAGGAUUUGAGCCCAAAAUUAAGGCCCAAGUGCUCAUCUACCCAGUCAUCCACAUGUUCGGCUUCAAAUCGCCGUCUUUUACCGGCUACUACACCCAAUAUAAUGGGACUUCCCUGCUGAACCCUCCGACAAUGGCUCGAUGGGAUUUGUUCUAUCUUGGGGAGGAUGGGUCGCGGGAUAAAGUGCGAGUGCUGCUGGAUAAUGGGCAUAUUGACGAAAAACUAACCUCCCAUCCUGAAUUCUCGAAAUGGUUCCCGAACUGGCGGGCCGAGAAGAACGAGGAGAAUUUGGUCCGUAAGCAGCCGGAUGAACGACUCGCCACCCUCUUCCGUGAGAAGGCGACAAACCCUGAGAUCUGCCCGAUCUUCGCCGAAAAUCUGGCCGACUUCCCGCCGACGAUGGUGCAGACGGCUGGCUAUGAUAUUUUGAGAGACGAAGGCAUCCAAUUCGCAAAUCGGUUGAAGGAAGAGAAGGUGAAAGUCAACUGGAAGAAUUAUCCGACUGGGUAUCACGGAGUUUUCAACAUGCCCGCCUCACAACUACGCCGCGAGAUGGGCACGGAUAUUGCCGAAUUUUUGAGCGAAUUUUUG
Mesorhabditis spiculigera is the source of this 843-nucleotide messenger RNA. The record is from the annotation of a GenBank genome assembly. NCBI's taxonomy places the organism in Eukaryota, Metazoa, Nematoda, Chromadorea, Rhabditida, Rhabditidae.